UGCGUGGAAGUUGGAAGUUACCCAAAGUCUUCAGCAAGUCCUCUUUCCAUGUUUCCAUUUCCUCAUGCCACGGCGGCUUCCCAAACCAAUAAAACAGACUCGAGCAUGUCCGCCGGCGACACUCAGCAGACAAGACAAGGCGAGCCAACAGAGAGGAUGGACGCCGUGGCUCAGACUUUGGCCGUGCUGCUCCUUCUUCUGGUACUCACGCGGACCUCCAACUCCAACCGCUGCUACGAGGAAUGGGAGCUGAGUAAGGUGGCCGGCAGAAAGUUGGAGAGCCACUACCCGCAGCCGCCGGAGCCUCCGGCGGUGGCGCCCCACGACUCCCCCUUCGCGUGCCCCCUGGACCUCUACACGCAUCACAGGGACCUGGAGAACAGGUCCCUGUCUCCCUGGAGAUACGUAUGGCGGAACAUGAAGGACCACUACCCAGCCACCUAUGUCGAAGCUCAGUGUCUGUGCUCUGGAUGCAUCAUGAUCAAGAACAAGGGGACCCCUGUGCUGAGCCACGACUACAACUCUGUUCCUAUAAACCAGACCAGAGUGUUCCUGAAAAGGGAGCGCUGCAGCGAUGGCUACAAGUACUACUUGAAGCCCGUCUCCGUGGUGGUGACGGUGGGCUGCACUUGCGCCAGACCCCGCAUCACUGUGUAAUCUCAGAGCACGGGGAACGCGACAUGACAGUUGACUGACGGGUCCGUGAAAUAGGGAUCCGUCACGAAUGUGUCGUCAUAUGUUCCAAAACAUGCUGCCGACAUGGGAGUUGACCUUUUUCUUUUUGCUUGAAUUUAGUCAGACUUCAGAAGCUCAAAGUUGAAUGAACCUUGAUUUAUUCUCUCCCGUUUGUAUAUUUAUUUAUUUAUUUAUUUGCAAUGCUGUAUUUCUUGUCCUAAGGACACUGGAUAUUUCCAUUUUUUUGAAUGAGGAUAU
Syngnathoides biaculeatus (alligator pipefish) is the source of this 933-nucleotide messenger RNA. It is a transcript of the gene il17c, whose product is annotated as interleukin 17c. The record is from RefSeq and is a predicted model, not a curated record. The transcript has 3 exons. Gene Ontology annotation, molecular function: cytokine activity. The coding region runs from base 49 to 657 and encodes 202 amino acids. Gene Ontology annotation, cellular component: extracellular region. Lineage: Eukaryota; Metazoa; Chordata; Actinopteri; Syngnathiformes; Syngnathidae.